AACACAGGCCACGCCCCCCAUCGGUUCUUUCCUCUAUACAUGUAAACAAACCCGUCAGGAGUUCGGAGGAUGACAGGAGGCAAGGUGGAUUUCGCCCUUAUACGGGAAGCCACUCGGUUAGAAUUAGUCAAGCUCCUCGAUGGGAUCCCAGGAACUAAGGCCAUUGUGUGGGAUGAGAAGCUUGCAGGACCGUUCAGUCAAGUUGCAGACUAUGCCUUCCUGCGGACCCAUGAUGUGUCCAAAAUGUACUACAUCAACAAGAACAAGCUGCCCCUAAACAACGUAGCUCACAUAAUCUUUCUGAGUCGGGCGCACACACAGAUCAUGGACCUCAUCAACCAACAGCUGCGGAUGGAGGAAGCACUUGGUGGCGGAAAGAAGGACUACCACCUCUGGUUGGUGCCUCGCGUCUCCCUCCUGUGUGAGCAGAGGCUGGAGGAAUACGGGGUGCAUGGUACCUUUGCCUCUAUUAGGGAGCUGCCGCUGCUGCUGUACCGCCUGGACAGCGACCUCAUCUCCAUGGAGCUGCCCAUGUGUUACAGGGAUCUUCACCUAGGUGGUGAUCCGACAUGCCUGUUCCUUGUGGCCCAGGCCCUCAUGACCAUCCAGGGAGUGUUUGGCCUUAUCCCCAACAUUUAUGGCAAGGGGGCAGCUGCUAAGCAGGUGUAUGAGCUGAUGGUGCGCAUGAGGCGAGAGAUGGGAGGGAACGAGCCACAGGUGACACCACAGAUAGACCAGCUGAUCCUCAUAGACCGUUCAGUGGACCUCAUCACACCCCUGGCGACACAGCUUACCUAUGAUGGACUUAUUGAUCAGUUCUUCACUAUAAACAAUUGCACAGUCAAAUUACCUGGGGAGAAGUUUGCAGCACAGUCUAACUCAGACUCGGGGACGGUGGACAACACCUUCUCUGAGAUCAAGACAAUACAACUCAACUCCUCCGAGGAACUAUAUGCUGAGAUCAGGGACUUCAACUUCUCAGCUGUGGGGCCUCGCUUGUCCCACCAUGCCAAGUCAGUGGUCGCGCAGUACGAGGAAAGACACGCUGCAAAGACCAUGGGAGAGCUGAAGCAGUUUGUACAGAAAAUACCACAAAUGGAGGCAUAUAAACAGAGUGUGGCCACCCACACGGCAAUAGCAGAGUUGAUCCAGGAAAGGAUAACUCGAGGAAUCUUUUGGCCAGCUCUUCAAAUGGAGCAAGAAUUUCUCAAGGGACUAGACACGGAUAAAGUGAACCCUUUUGUGGAGCAGUGUAUUGCUCAAAAGGAAUCUCUUAAUACUGUGCUGCGGCUGAUCUGCCUGCAGUGCACUGUCAACAGUGGCCUCAAGCCAAGGGUGCUGGAGCACUACAAGCGGGACAUCAUCCACACGUAUGGCUACCAACACUUCCUCACCCUGGAGAACCUGGAGAAGGCAGGCUUGCUGUACCCCCACCAGGGCCGCAGCACCUAUGCUGUGGUGCGCAAGACUCUGCAGCUGACGGUGGAUGAUGUCAGCGAGCACGAUCCCACGGACAUGGCUUAUGUUCAUUCAGGGUAUGCACCUUUAAGUUCUCGGCUGGUUGAGUUCCUGCAGGUGCCAGGCUGGCGUGCCAUCACUGGGGUGCUGCAGGUGCUGCCAGGACCCACCCUCACUGAGACACAGCAGCUGCCCAGUGCCCUCAGGCAGAGACGAGGGUCUGGGGGGUCAGUGCAGAGUGGACUGGAGGGUGGCACAGCGCUGGUCUUCUUCAUUGGAGGAUGCACCUACUCAGAGAUUGCUGCCUUGCGUUUUCUUUCCUCCCGGGUUGACCAAGGUGGCCCUGAGUACAUCAUUGCCACCACCAAGAUCAUCAAUGGUGACACUUUCUUGGAGUCAAUCGCUGAGCCUUUGCCGACAUAAGCCAAGAGAAGAGCACCUCCACAUUAUCUAGGAGCUGCAUGGUCUAAUGGUUUAUGGAAGUGAAAUGAGGGACAGUGCCUGUGAUAUAUUACCAUACUAUCUCCCUCUUCACUUUAUUGGAGGGCUGCUGUUAGCCAAGGAUAAGAAUUUUCUGUCUUUAUUCUGAGGCUGUAAAUAAUUUAACUCCAAGUUUUUGUUAAAAGAAUAGUACAUUGUAUUUUAUUGGUUUGUGAUUUGUAAGGUUUAUGAUCAGAGUAUGUGCUGAGAUUAUAACAAGCAGCUGAAGUAAGAAUUCAGUAUGAUAUAUAGUAAAUUAAUGAAGGUCUGAGGUUCACAUAGGCUGUCAUGUAUAUGUAGGAAAAUUUUAAAAAAUGUGAUUUAGAACACUGAUUGAACUUAUAUAAGCAAUCAGCAGUGAAUCACUUUCAUCCAUCCUUAUUUGUGGUUAUUCAUUCAUAUUUUGAAUUAUGAAAUCACUCAUCAGUUCAAGUUUACAGUGAUGAAUAAGGCUGGGAGUAAAUAAUUUGAGAUUGCAAUUGAAUGUAGAGUUACUGAGAGAAGAGAGUAGUCUCAGUAUCCAGAGGUGGUUUAGCUCUGUAGAGAGAGAGAGAGAGAGAGAGAGUGUGUGGGGAGAUGAAUGGAGUCUUAUAUCAUGACUGGAAACUCUCAGGAAUAGAUAGAAUAAAUAAAUAGGUAAUUAAAUGUGAAAAUGCAGUUGUGGUUAUGGUAAGAUAGAGGGGAGGUAUGGAUGGAUAGACGAGGUAAAGGAAGAUGUGAAUAGAUUGAUAAUUAUGAGGGAUAAUAGAGUUGGCAGGUGAGUAAGGGAGAAGGAGACAAUGAAGGGUGAAGAGAGAUAUGUGUUAUUUAGAGUACUCAAACCUUGGUGCUUAUGCAUAUAUAUAUAUAUAUAUAUAUAUAUAUAUAUAUAUAUAUAUAUAUAUAUAUAUAUAUAUAUAUAUAUAUAUAUAUAUAUAUAUAUAUCAGCUUGUAAUUCUCCCUAUAAAUUUUAUAUGGUGGCAUUUGUGGAGCAAAAGAAAGAGAGAAAUGGAGUUAUAAAUACAUUCCUUUUAAAAUAUGUUGUUUUAAGUCCACAGAUGAAUGAAAAAUAAAAGCAAGAUCUUUGUCA
This is a messenger RNA of Portunus trituberculatus (swimming crab), 3007 nucleotides long. RefSeq names its product vacuolar protein sorting-associated protein 33A-like (gene car). The coding region runs from base 70 to 1881 and encodes 603 amino acids. The transcript has 12 exons. Gene Ontology annotation, cellular component: CORVET complex; lysosome. NCBI's taxonomy places the organism in Eukaryota, Metazoa, Arthropoda, Malacostraca, Decapoda, Portunidae. The record is from RefSeq and is a predicted model, not a curated record. Gene Ontology annotation, biological process: vesicle-mediated transport; intracellular protein transport.